AUGAGCUGGUACGACAUCUUCGACGCCGGGGUCUGCAAGGUCAUGGAGCUCGCGCUUGACGGAAUCGGAGGCCACACCUGCAGCCUCGCAGGCUUCAGUGAAGUCUGCCUCAUCGACCGCCAUGCUGUCUUCGCGCUGUGCGGGUUCGGGCUGAACCUGCCGCGGAGGCAGAACACCCAUGAUGCCCUCGUACUUGGCCUCGAGCGACUGCCUGAUCUCUGCCGCCUGCACCCCCGCGCGUACGGCGCCGACUCCGAGGCGGAUGGGGCCUCGGAACCCGUGCGGCCGCAGGCGGCCGCCAGGAAGAGGGACGCCGACCUCGCCGUCGAGGUCGGCUCGGUCGAGGUCUCCUACGUCCUCCCGCCGGCCGUGGCGGCCGAGGACGAGCGCCUGCUCUCCACGGGCGCUGGCGGCGCGCGCCGCUGGGCGCCCCGCCUCGUCGUGGCCCACAGGGACGGCGUCAUCAUGCUCGUGAGCCUGCGCUUCGAGCACGUCGCCCGGGGCAAGGACAGGGACGAGCGCUGGGCGUGCACCGCGCUGCGUGCCGAGGCGCGGUGAGGAGCCCAUGACGGGCGUCCAAGUCCCGGGCGAGGUCCCGCGG
Molecule: messenger RNA, 601 nt
Organism: Prorocentrum cordatum
Lineage: Eukaryota; Dinophyceae; Prorocentrales; Prorocentraceae
Source: the annotation of a GenBank genome assembly